This is a messenger RNA of Halichondria panicea, 3360 nucleotides long. RefSeq lists its product as uncharacterized. Bases 1 to 3072 code for a protein of 1023 amino acids. Lineage: Eukaryota; Metazoa; Porifera; Demospongiae; Suberitida; Halichondriidae. Gene Ontology annotation, biological process: signal transduction. The record is from RefSeq and is a predicted model, not a curated record. Gene Ontology annotation, molecular function: protein binding. The transcript is spliced from 10 exons.
AUGACGACUGAUUCUGCACUAGUAGUUCGUAUCCUAGAGCUGACACUGAAAUAUGAAGGUGAUGUAACCACCAAAGUUAACGAGAACAAUCGACUUCUCUUUGCUUGCAAGUUUGGGUACACUGCAAUUGUCCGUUAUCUGAUCAAUCAGUGCAAUGUGGAUGUCAAUGGAGCUGUGACCAGUGAUGGACUAACUCCACUGGGAGUGGCAAUCAGAGAGGGGAAGCUGGACACUAUCAAGUACCUCAUCACCGAGUGCAAUGUGGAUAUCAAUAUCGGUGACGGGCUAACUCCACUGGGACUAGCAGUCGAAGAGGGGGAGAUGAACACUAUCAAGUACCUGAUCUCAGAGUGCAAUGUGGCUGUCAAUGAUGUUCUUCUACUUGCCUGCCAGUAUGGGGUUACCAAAAUCGUGGAAUAUAUUUUGAAUGACGUUGUUGGCUGUGAUCCCAAUAUCAAAGAUGACGAUGGACACACACCACUCUUUCUUGCAAAGAACAAGGAAAUCAUUCUACUCUUGUUGCAACAUGGAGCUACUGCCGAAGAUGUCUAUACCAAUCAUCGCAAAGCUCUUGGUAACGUGUUUUCAAAGGAUCCCCUGAAAAACCCAGUGAAGAUGCUUGUUAUCGGUCAUGGUGGAGAAGGAAAGAGCACUCUCAUUGAAGCAAUGGAACACGAGCCAAGUGCAUUCACAUCUCUAGUCAGCAUCUUCGUCUCUCCUAAAGAAGUCGAUGGAGUUAGCAAGAAAACAGCCGGAAUCAUCCCUCGAUUAUUCAAGAGUCGUGUCUUUGGAGAUGUGUUGGUCUAUGACUUUGCUGGUCAAGAGGUCUACUACAGCAGUCACGCUGCCAUUAUCAAGAAUACCGUCGAUACGUGUCCACCCGUUUUUGUCAUGGUAGUCGGUCUCCAGAAUAACGACACCAUCACAGCAACCUCUGUCUCCUAUUGGUUGGGAAUUGUUGCCAACCAGUGUGCCAAUAUGGAGGGCAAAGCACCACUCAUUGUGGUAGGUAGUCAUGCUGAUCUCGUGACAAGCACACAAGCGGAGCAAAAGAAGAAAAUUAUAGUACAAGCCAUUCAAAAGUUUUCGAUGUUUGAUCUUGCUGGUUUUGUUUCAAUGGAUUGUCGCUUUUCAAGUUCUGAUGGCAUGACAAUUUUUAGGGAUAUUGUUGGAACUAGCUGUGCUUCCAUUCGAGAGCGGUUGUCUGUGAGCCUCAAUGCUCAUAUGUUUCUUGUCCACCUUCUUGACAAGUACUCGGGUGAGAUUGCUGUAACCCUGGAAGAAGUUCAGGGGAAAAUGAAGUAUCGAGUUUCUAGAAAAGAUGAAAAUGUUCUUUCUUUUGUGCCUACCAGCAUUCCACGACUUGUUGAUAUCUGUGUUCAACUCAGUGACAAAGGUCAUAUUCUUUUCCUUUGCAAUGCUUCCUUUCCAGAAAAGAGCUUUAUCGUUAUUGACAAAUCGAAACUCUUGGCUGAAGUAAAUGGGACCAUUUUUGCUCCUGAAGAUUUCACACAGCAUUGUGAGCUUUCCACAAGUACUGGGGUUGUUCUAAAAUCAGAUCUCGCUAAACACUUCCCCAAUUUCAACAUUGACAUGCUCAUUGGAUACUUGUUUCAUCUCGAGCUAGCCGUUCCCAUUGAAGACAAAAUAGUGCUCAGUCUUAUCGACAAGCAUCUUCCUGCAACGUCUGUGUCCGUCUCUGGAGGCUUCAUCUUCUGUCCAGCACUGAUCCGAUUGGAAGCUUCCAGCGAACCAAUGGCUACCACUAUUAAUUUCCAGUACAGUUUCAACUGGUCCCUGGCCUGUGCACACAAUGACCAUUUUUUCAACCCUCGAUUUCUUCACGUUCUUCUCCUUCGACUGUCUCUGUCGCUUGGUCUUGCUCCAGUGGUGGACACUGACAAUCCUGCCUUGCAAGGUCAAUGCUCGAUCUGGAAGACUGGUGUGUGUUGGCUCACUGAGGAUGGAAUCAGAGUCCGUGUUGAGGUGAUGGAGAUGAAGAGUGUCACUAUUCAACUACAAGCACCUAAGGUCUCGUUAGAUGUACUCGAUGUACGAUCCACUGUUAUCAACAAAGUGGUUGAAGCUGCUCGUGAGUUUUGCCCCAACAUAAACACCGACGAACGGUUGUUACCUUCCACUGACAUCGCUGGUGCUCCAUUGUUUAGUAUGAAAUCUGUUGCUAAAAGCAUUUCUUGUCAGAAGGAAUUCGUUAAAUCUACCACCAGCACACAAGUUGUACCCGUGGGUGAGCUGCUGCAAUCUGAGGUGUACGCUGAUCUCGGUGAAAAUAUUCUACAAGGUCUAUGCAACGAAGGUGACCCAGCACACAAUGAGAAACUCUGUGAUGGACUGCUUUCAGCUCUUUCAUCUUGUUGGAGCAAGAAUCGUGAACUGUCAGACAUCGUUUGUUCAGUUGUUUCUAGAGCUGCUGCUAAGAGCACACAUGGAAUGAGUGGCAGUCUAGAGCAUGCCCUGAGGGUGUGGAGGGACAGUGGUGACGGCACUUGCAGAGCAUUGAGACUGAUUCUGGAUCCACUCAGUGUCUUUUCUGGGAAGAACCCUCUCGUUUUGGCAGGUGUUGCUCCUACGUUAUUUUGUGAAAACAUGUUGCCACAGCAACCUGAGGAGUCUGAACCCUCACCCAGUUCAAGCACACAUGGAGCCACACUGACAACUAUUGAGAGGACUGAAGUCAGACAACCCUCAAGCCCUGGCACAACCUCUGAUGAGGGAGGAGUUGGUCUUCAAGAGUUGAUGGACAGGUACCGUGUCAAUACCGUCCAACUUGAUAGAGAGAUCCCUGAUAAUGAAGUCCCAGUCAUAGCUGCCUAUUUCGACAGUUUGGAGCUCUACUCUCAAGCAAUGGGUCUGAGUGCCGCUGAUCAAAGUACUGUGAAAACUAGCCUCGUUCAAUACGAUGCUCAGUCAGCCAUGGCCAAAUGCUUAUCAAUAUGGAAACAAAAGAACUCUUUCAAGGCCACAUUCAGAGCACUGUUGGAGCUGCUACUGAGGCUGAAUAGAACGGAAGUAGCUGCUCAAGUCUGUCAGUACUUGACUCAGAAUUCAUGAUGAUGGAGAUGGAGCAGUUCUAACUAUCAAUGAUCUAAUGCUGAACACUAACAAUAAUUAUUAUUACGUAUUCUAUACCCUAUAUAGCUUAGCUCUGUCAUUUACAGUUACCGUAUAUCUUCUAAUUUAUCGGACACUUCUAAUUACCCCGGACACUCUUUUGGGCAAUUUUCGUUGUUCUAAUACAACGGACACUCCAGUGCUUUAAUAUUACAUUUGUUCUAAAUAUCCGGACAAUACUUUGAAAAGUAGAGUUUACAUUCACAGACGGCAAGUAAGACUUGGAGU